AUGGCUCCCAAAAAACAGCAAAAGACAACGGAGGACAUCGGGCCCUAUCUUGAGAAGAAAAAUGACAGUCCUGGUAGCAGCAGCAGAGGGAGCUCACUGCCAGAGGGAGCUUCAACCUCUCAGGAUCCACAUAAACAUCGGUUUAUGGUGGAAUUCAGUCCAGGUGAUAACUACACCAUUAACUGUGAUCAACCUCGCACAGUGCUGGAAGCCAUAACAGCACUAACUGCAUAUAAGACGAAGAUUAAAUGUAAAGAUAACAACGUUAUCAUUAAGAUGGGUGCAGGAGAUAAUGAAUCUGUUGUUGCAACACAUUUUCCUUGUUCUUGUCUUGGAGAUGAUGAGGUUCUGACCAUAUCAUGUACAAAAAAAGUGGUAGAAAACGCUAAAGAUAUUGAAGAAGUACUUCCAAAAGCUUACUAUUCUGUCUUCUACAUUGAAACAAAGGGAGGGAAAAACCUCACAUCAGCACAUUUUUUCAAAAACAACAAAGUGGAGAAAUUCAAAUAUGUCUGUGUUUAUGGAAAGAUAGGGAUAACUGUGGAGGAGGCUCUGAAAAGAGAUGGUCGCUUCAUUGAUGACCUCAGGGACUUCGAGCUGAUCAACAACAUAAAUAACUCUAAGACUGAGUGCAAAGACAGGAUUGAUGAUCAUGUUGUUGGCAAUCAGAAAUUCAAGAUAUGUCGUUCACGUCAAAAUGAAACUGAAACAAAAAAUGUAACUCAAAAAGCCAACCUUAAGCAACAGAAACAGCAGAAACCUCCAAAUGCAUCAACUAAUUCACAGCACAAGACAGAAACAAGCUCAGUUUUAGCUGUAGCACAGCAGAAGGGGAUCAAUGUGAAAAAUGCAAUGAACAGUGAUAACAGAGACGAGAUUUAUAAAAUCCUGCGUAAGCAGUUUCCAGAGCUGAAACAGUGGAUGGAGAGUAGAUUCUCUGGUAGUUCUUACAAGGAUGCACUGAAGCUGAGGAAGGAAAACUUUGGAAAGAUCCAACAAUCUUUUAGUGAAGUUCACAGAGUGAAGAAGCUGCUAGAACUGGGCAAGUCAGUUUGCAAAAUCUGUGUUAAGGCUGUUUCUACGGGAACCGGCUUUGUGCUGUUUGACACUUUCAUUCUGACAAACGCACAUUUGUUUACUGGUUAUUUUGAAGGAAAGAAGCUGCAGCAGGAUAUAGAAGUGUAUGCUAUAUUUGACUACGAGGAGCAGGAGCCAGAGCCAGAAACAGAAAUAUUCUCCUUUAGAGCAGAGAAUAGAUUCAUUGACUUUGAUGCUGAGCUAGAUUAUGCAGUUCUGGAGCUCAACCCUGAAGGCUCUCAACCAAACCAGCAAACAGAAGCAAAGAACAUAACGGUACCAACAGGGUUGCUCAGCAAGUUUGGUCCACUGCCUCCCAAUGGUGAGGCCUGUAUCAUUGGACACCCAGCAGGGGGAGUGAAACAAAUGGAUCCUACAUGUAUCAUUGAGACAAAGAAUAGAGGGUCAGCUAUUGAUGAACAUUUACUUCAGUACAAAGAGCCUUUAAUUAUUCAGCUUAUCAGUGAUUUAAUCCGAAAACAAGGUAUUGAAAAUAUACUGAUUGGUGGGAGUAAAGCAGGAGUCAGCACCUACCACACUUUCAUGUAUCACGGUGCCUCUGGUUCUCCUGUGUUUGAUGGUCUUGGCAAAGUUUUUGGUUUGCACACAGCAGGAUAUGUCUAUGGAUUUACAAAAGCUCGAGAGAGUGUGAUUGAGUAUGCCCAUCCUUUGAUUGUAAUAUUUGAAAAAUUUGUGAGUAAUUUGAAGGACAGUGGAAAUGAGGAGCUGUUAAAAAGAGUUCAGGAGGCAGCUGAGGGAAAUGAAUUGCUGACAGAGGUGCUCGAGAGAGAGCAGGAAGGGGAGCAGCCAAUGGACAUCAGUGAAUGACAAUAGAAGAUCCUCCAGAGGCAAAACAAUUAUGACUUGCUAUUAACUCUGCAGGUGCUAAAAUCACAUUAUUUCACACGGUCUUGAAAAA
Messenger RNA from Archocentrus centrarchus (flier cichlid), 1996 nucleotides. RefSeq names its product protein FAM111A-like. The transcript has 4 exons. Gene Ontology annotation, cellular component: chromatin; nucleus. The record is from RefSeq and is a predicted model, not a curated record. Lineage: Eukaryota; Metazoa; Chordata; Actinopteri; Cichliformes; Cichlidae. Bases 1 to 1905 code for a protein of 634 amino acids. Gene Ontology annotation, biological process: DNA replication.